Apaloderma vittatum (bar-tailed trogon) is the source of this 648-nucleotide messenger RNA. RefSeq names its product peroxiredoxin 4 (gene PRDX4). Gene Ontology annotation, molecular function: thioredoxin peroxidase activity. NCBI's taxonomy places the organism in Eukaryota, Metazoa, Chordata, Aves, Trogoniformes, Trogonidae. The transcript has 6 exons. The record is from RefSeq and is a predicted model, not a curated record. The annotation marks the transcript as partial. Gene Ontology annotation, cellular component: cytosol; endoplasmic reticulum. Gene Ontology annotation, biological process: response to oxidative stress; hydrogen peroxide catabolic process; cell redox homeostasis.
UCUCCAAGCCAGCACCUUACUGGGAAGGAACAGCAGUCAUUAAUGGAGAGUUUAAAGAGCUGAAAUUAACAGAUUAUGAAGGAAAAUAUCUUGUCUUCUUCUUCUAUCCUCUUGACUUUACAUUUGUCUGUCCAACUGAGAUAAUCGCCUUCAGUGACAGAAUCGAAGAGUUCAGAGCAAUAAAUACUGAAGUGGUAGCAUGUUCCGUGGACUCCAAGUUCACUCACUUAGCGUGGAUUAAUACUCCUCGAAAACAAGGAGGACUUGGACCUAUGAAGAUUCCGCUUCUUUCAGAUUUGACACACCAAAUUUCAAAGGAUUAUGGAGUAUAUCUGGAAGAUCAAGGGCAUACACUUAGAGGCCUUUUCAUUGUUGACGAUAAGAGGAUCCUUCGACAGAUCACGAUGAAUGACCUUCCUGUUGGGAGAUCCGUGGAUGAAACACUUCGUUUAGUGCAAGCAUUCCAGUACACCGACAAGCACGGAGAAGUUUGUCCCGCUGGUUGGAAACCUGGCAGUGAAACAAUAAUUCCAGAUCCAGCUGGAAAACUGAAGUAUUUUGAUAAACUAAACUGAAGCUUGCUUCUGUUGAAUUACAUAGGUCACAUUCAACUUGAUUUUUGCCAAUAAAAUUUCAUUAAUUUUGUUA